CAACAACAAGGUCGCACUCGAAGCUGCUGUGAAUGAAAUCCACUCUUCGUUUAAAAUGUCGAAGAAAAAUAUGGAACUGGAUAAUGAAGACGAAAAGCCAUUUUCUUCCCUCAAACUGAUGCAGAGGAAGCAGGAUGCAGAUGCAGCCAAUACUGAGCUUAGAAUGCAGGCGCAAUUUGAGUCAGCCCUCCGAUCUGUGGAAGAACACAAGGGACAUCUCAGGCAAACAGUGGAACGAAUGGAGAAGUGUAAGGAGGAUUUCAAAGAAUACUUGAAGAUUAAAGACUUGAACAGACAGCUUGCAGUGAAGAAGGCCAAACAUGACAAGCUCUUGACCCAUCAGAAGCAGGAGCACCUGCACGACCUCCGUGAAGAGACCAAGGAACUCGUUCAGCUGAAAGAGCGCCUGGAGAAACGUGUGCAGAAUUAUGAACAGUAUCACCACUGCAUGGAUCGAGUGGUGCUGGCCAGCAAGCGCGAUGCUGCUCAAAUGAUAUCACGCUACAACAGUUUGAUGAUGGCCAGGGACAACAUGCAGCUAACCACUCAGCAGAACCAGGAGGCAGCGCAGAAAGCUCGGAGCAAUCUGGCUAUCCUCAGCAAGGAGAGCAGCGACGCCAUCAUGCAGCUCAACUGCAGGCUGGCGCAGCUGCAGAGGGCACUGGAUGAAGCUCAGCAGAACCGCGUGCACUGGGAGAACACGUGGGCCUGUAUUCAGAAAACCGCAGCCAAGAAGACCAUGCUGUUUGGGCAGAUAAGGAUGGGCACACUAAACCUUUACCGGCACGUGUGCAAGAACUCCAGGUUCUGCCAGGCUUUUCCUGUGGAUCCAGAGGACAGUUCUGGGCAGCUGGAAAUGAUUCAAAUGUUCAUCAAUGAAUGGAUGUCUUCUUUGAAGCUGGAAGCAAGCAGCGCUAGCUAGGAAGAAGAGGACAUCGUUAAAACACAUAUACCCUUGUAUAGAAGAAUGUAAAAUGUAAUAUAAUAAA
This is a messenger RNA of Conger conger (European conger), 989 nucleotides long. RefSeq names its product coiled-coil domain-containing protein 42-like. The transcript has 7 exons. Bases 56 to 922 code for a protein of 288 amino acids. Lineage: Eukaryota; Metazoa; Chordata; Actinopteri; Anguilliformes; Congridae. The record is from RefSeq and is a predicted model, not a curated record.